Molecule: messenger RNA, 2346 nt
Organism: Xenopus tropicalis (tropical clawed frog)
Lineage: Eukaryota; Metazoa; Chordata; Amphibia; Anura; Pipidae
Gene: slc2a8
Product: solute carrier family 2 member 8
Exons: 11
Coding region: 146-1657 (503 amino acids)
Biological process (GO): transmembrane transport; dehydroascorbic acid transport
Cellular component (GO): membrane; plasma membrane
Molecular function (GO): dehydroascorbic acid transmembrane transporter activity; transmembrane transporter activity
Source: RefSeq, a predicted model, not a curated record
AUUGGAAAGUCAUGCGUGUCAGCUGAUGGAGUCAUGUGACCGAGGUUCCCAGCUGGGAAAAUAGAACUUUUUUUUCAAUCUGGCGACUCGGCGCAGCGCUUUCCUUGUUCCUCCCCGGACUGUAGGUAAUUGUUAUACACGGAAGAUGAAUUCAGAAGAUCUUCAGCCUUUGCUAGAUUCUCCUACACAUCAAGGGAACGAGAAUAUCCUUAACAGAUAUUUGAACAAUGUCCAGAACAAGAACCUGUAUUUAGCAACAUUCGCUGCCGUACUGGGACCUUUGAGCUUCGGGUUUGCCCUGGGGUACAGCUCCCCAGCCAUUGCAGAGCUAACCAACGUAGACGACCCUCGUUUGGCAUUAGACAAAGAUGCUGCAUCAUGGUUUGGGUCUAUUGUUACAAUCGGCGCAGCGGCCGGAGGGAUAUUCGGCGGCUGGAUCGUGGAUAGGAUCGGGAGGAAGCUCAGCCUGAUGCUCUGCGCCCUGCCGUUCGUUCUGGGAUUUACGCUCAUCGUCUCUGCGCAGAACGUUUGGAUGCUGCUUUUGGGUCGCCUGAUGACUGGGCUGGCAAGCGGAGUCACUUCAUUGGUUGUUCCCGUCUACAUUUCAGAAACAUCCCAUUCCCGAGUUCGAGGCACCCUUGGGUCCUGUGUUCAGCUGAUGGUUGUUACAGGCAUAGUCGGUUCAUACAUUGCAGGGAUGUUGCUGGACUGGCGCUGGCUUGCUGUGCUCUGCUGCAUCCCGCCUGUUUUCAUGGUAAUACUCAUGUGCUUCAUGCCAGAGACCCCCAGAUACCUCAUCCAGCAGGACAAGACCUCGGAAGCAAUGGCUGCCUUAAAAUUCCUGCGGGGCCCCAAUGCAGACCAUGAGUGGGAAUACAGGCAGAUUGAGUCCAGUGGGGAUGACCAGGAGACCAGCUUGGCGUUUUCGGAACUGCGGAGUCCCGCCAUCUACAAGCCUUUUCUGAUCGGGAUUUUCAUGAUGUUCUUUCAGCAGUUCACUGGGAUCAACGCGAUCAUGUUCUAUGCAGACACCAUCUUUGAAGAAGCCAAUUUUAAGAAUAGCAGCCUGGCGUCUGUCAUCGUAGGGCUCGUCCAAGUGGCUUUUACAGCAGUAGCAGCCAUGAUAGUGGAUAAAGCGGGGAGAAAAGUCUUGCUCUUUAUUUCUGGGAUCAUCAUGGCUAUCAGUGCCGGGGUGUUUGCCAUCUAUUUUAAACUCACAACGACUGUUGUAAACAACUCCUCGGGGCUGCAGUCAUUAGCCACCGGCACCCCCAUUAGCCCAGUGGAUCACCUAGCAUGGUUAGCUCUGGCUAGCAUGGGACUGUUUAUAGCAGGCUUUGCCAUUGGCUGGGGUCCCAUUCCUUGGCUGAUCAUGUCGGAAAUCUUCCCUCUGCGGGCACGGGGCGUGGCCAGCGGUGUGUGCGUCGUCACCAACUGGGGCUGCGCUUUUCUAGUAACGAAAGAGUUUCACGAACUUAUGGUCUCUCUCACCUCCUAUGGGACCUUUGGUCUCUUUGCUGGUUUCUGCGCCCUUAACGUACUUUUCACGGCAUUCUGCGUCCCCGAGACCAAGGGGAAAACGUUGGAGCAGAUCGAAGCUCAUUUCCGGGGCUCAGGCAGCGUUCAAGAAUACGGAUCGUUUGCUGAUAUACAGUAGCCCAAUAGGGAUUCUGGAGAUUUCGUCAGACUAUAGAGUGCAAAGGGGCUCCCCCCGUUCUAGGUACACAGUCGGAUUAAGCUUCUGUAUUCACUUUGGGAGUGACAGCACUAUUGCACAUACUCUGAGUUUGGUUACAAUGGACAUGUUGGUUAUUGAGCAUGCAAUGUGGGUGUUGGGCCCACUGUAGACCAAGGGCCCACUUACCGGACUUUUUUUUUUUUCUUUUUCUCUCUUCCAAUGUCACAAUUUCUUUGUAUCACACACUUCUUCUCUCUCUGUUCUUCACUACUGUGUUGUUCCCUUUGUUCUUGGCUAAAGCGAGGGAAUAAGGUUUCAUUUGAACCUGGGGGGUGUAGGAGCCUUUCAUAGUCAAGGACCAUUGUCUCAGAGUUUUGCAGCUUUAUAUUUAUAUGGAAUUUGUGUCUAUUCCCUACUGGCAAUAUGUUCUUAUAAGUAAUGAGUGUGUCCCCUGAGCACUUUUAGCAACCUAGAGCCACUACGUAUGGACAUUGCAGCGGACACCAUGGACAGAUAUGGAAAGGUGGAUAAAAAAAGCAUGGCUCUUCAAUUUAAUAUGACUGUUACACUGUUGGAUUUGUAUAAUAAGACACCUACCUAGGAGAAGGACAGGUAAAAACAAAGUAAGCUUUAUUAGAAAGGUCAAUGUAAAUACAGCCAUAAGCACU